Molecule: messenger RNA, 1757 nt
Organism: Melospiza melodia melodia
Lineage: Eukaryota; Metazoa; Chordata; Aves; Passeriformes; Passerellidae
Gene: DPAGT1
Product: dolichyl-phosphate N-acetylglucosaminephosphotransferase 1
Exons: 9
Coding region: 38-1258 (406 amino acids)
Biological process (GO): protein N-linked glycosylation; dolichol-linked oligosaccharide biosynthetic process
Cellular component (GO): membrane
Molecular function (GO): UDP-N-acetylglucosamine-dolichyl-phosphate N-acetylglucosaminephosphotransferase activity
Source: RefSeq, a predicted model, not a curated record
CUCCGCGCCCUUGGCAGGGGCAGCGCCCGCCGCGGCCAUGGCGGCCUGGCCCACUGUGCCCCUCCUCAUCAACCUCGGCGGGUCGCUGCUGGGCUUCGCGGCCACGCUCACGCUGAUUCCGGCCUUCACGGACCACUUCCUCGCCGCGCGGCUCUUCGGGGAGGACCUCAACAAGACCUCAAGGCGGCCCGUCCCCGAAGCACAGGGCGUGAUCAGCGGUGCCGUGUUCCUGAUCAUCCUCUUCUGCUUCAUCCCCGUGCCCUUCCUGAGAUGUUUUGUGGAGGAGCAGUGCGCGGCCUUUCCUCACGACGAGUUCGUGGAGCUCAUCGGUUCGCUCCUUGCCAUCUGCUGCAUGAUUUUCCUGGGCUUUGCAGAUGAUGUUCUGAACCUGCGCUGGCGCCACAAGUUGCUUCUUCCUACCAUGGCUUCCCUCCCACUGCUCAUGGUUUACUUCACCAACUUUGGGAACACGACCAUUGUGGUGCCUAAGCCCUUCCGGGUGCUGCUGGGCAUGCACUUGGACCUGGGUAUCCUCUACUACGUGUACAUGGGUAUGCUAGCAGUGUUCUGCACUAAUGCCAUCAACAUUCUUGCUGGAAUUAAUGGAAUUGAAGCAGGACAGUCGCUGGUGAUAGCUGCUUCCAUUAUCAUAUUCAAUAUUGUAGAGCUAAACGGGGAUUAUCAAGAUGAUCACAUUUUUUCUCUCUACUUCAUGAUUCCCUUUUUUUUUACCACACUGGGCCUAUUUUACUACAACUGGUACCCAUCUCGAGUGUUUGUUGGGGAUACCUUCUGCUACUUUGCUGGCAUGACCUUUGCUGUGGUGGGGAUCUUGGGACACUUCAGCAAAACAAUGCUGCUUUUUUUCAUCCCACAAGUACUCAACUUCCUCUAUUCAUUGCCUCAACUCUUCCACGUCAUUCCUUGUCCCCGUCACCGGCUACCGAGGCUUAAUCCUAGUACAGGCAGGUUGGAGAUGAGCUACUCCAAAUUCAAAACUAAGAGCCUCUCUGCCCUGGGAACAAGCAUUCUGAAGGUAGUCAAGAUCUUGCACGUAGUAGAUGUGAGGAGUGGAACAGAUGAAGAUGGCGAAUACACUGAAUGCAAUAAUAUGACACUUAUUAAUUUUGUCAUAAAGCUGAUCGGACCCACCCACGAGCGAAAUCUCACUCUUCUGUUGCUACUCAUUCAGGUCCUUGGCAGCACGAUUGCAUUUUCGAUCCGGUACCAACUAGUGCGCUUGUUUUAUGAUGUCUGACUGGACUGUCAGGAGUGAGGGAAAGAGUUCUACCUGGCAGUCCAUUUUAUCCAGUUGCUUGACCAACUGAUGAUUCAACUGAUGUUGCUCCCACCCUCUGGGAACCUCAGAAUACCUGUCAAAACACAAGCAACUGCUUUGCGUGGGCUAGUUUUGAACCGGGAUGUUCUUUGUGCACCAAAGGCUUUUGUCCAAUUCUGUGAUAGAAAAGAUUCACUACUACUCGGACAUCAUUGUUACUAGGAAUACCUUUUAGAAGGGAAGCAAAUGACAGCACUUAGGGAAAGUGGGAAAGGUGGAAUCUCUAUACGUCUAACAAAGACUACUGUUCACCAAGAGAGAAAACAGCAACUUUAAUUUCUGUGAGCAGAAUAAGUAAACCAGACUCCAUUCCUGGCUUCUCCAAUCCUGUUUUUGGUCCAUGGACACAGAAUGACAUGUUAUAACCCGUACUCAAAACUAAGAGUACUCCAAGAAUAAAAUAAUUCAUGGUACCCUU